Messenger RNA from Colletotrichum orchidophilum, 981 nucleotides. Its product is annotated as alpha-L-arabinofuranosidase axhA-2. The record is from RefSeq and is a predicted model, not a curated record. NCBI's taxonomy places the organism in Eukaryota, Fungi, Ascomycota, Sordariomycetes, Glomerellales, Glomerellaceae. The transcript has a single exon. Bases 1 to 981 code for a protein of 326 amino acids. Gene Ontology annotation, biological process: L-arabinose metabolic process. Gene Ontology annotation, molecular function: alpha-L-arabinofuranosidase activity.
AUGAUGCUCAAAGUCAACGUGAGCGUGGUCUCUACCGCCUUGUUGCUGCUUGCAUCCGCGACGGACGUCAUCGCACAGACUUGCGACCUCCCAUCCACAUACCAUUGGACAUCGACCGGCGCCCUGGCGACCCCCAAAUCCGGAUGGGUCGCGCUCAAGGACUUCACGGCCGUUCCUUAUAAUGGCAAGCAUCUCGUGUACGCGUCAACUCACGACACUGGAUCGUCAUAUGGCUCAAUGAACUUUGGCCUCUUCUCCGAAUGGUCUCAGAUGAGCUCUGCUUCCCAGAAUAAAAUGACCCAGUCCACCGUCGCGCCCACCAUCUUCUUUUUCCGGCCCAAGAACAUCUGGGUCCUGGCCUACCAAUGGGGACCAGCCCAGUUCUCCUACAAGACGUCGAGCGACCCCUCCAUCGCGAACGGGUGGUCCGCGGCGCAGCCCAUGUUCUCAGGAACCAUCUCCGGCUCCUCCCCCAUCGAUCAGACGCUCAUUGGCGACAGCAAGAACAUGUACCUGUUCUUCGCCGGCGACAACGGCAAGAUCUACCGCUCCAGUAUCCCCAUUGGAAAAUUCCCGGGUAACUUUGGCACCACCUCAACGGUCGUGAUGAGCGACGCUAGAAACAACCUCUUCGAGGCUGUCCAGGUCUAUACCGUCAAGGGCAAGCAAAAAUACCUUAUGAUCGUCGAGGCCAUCGGCGCAAACGGCCGCUACUUCCGCUCUUUCACGGCCACCAGCCUUGGCGGCGCGUGGACUGCCCAGGCCGCGACCGAGAGCAACCCCUUUGCCGGCAAGGCCAACAGCGGUGCGACCUGGACCAACGACAUCAGCCACGGAGACUUGAUCCGCAGCGAUCCCGACCAGACGAUGACUAUCGAUCCGUGCAACCUUCAGCUGCUUUACCAAGGACGCGCCCCCAGCUCCGGUGGUGACUACGAUCUGCUGCCCUACCGCCCGGGAGUUCUCACGUUGAAGAAAUAA